Molecule: messenger RNA, 6230 nt
Organism: Corythoichthys intestinalis (scribbled pipefish)
Lineage: Eukaryota; Metazoa; Chordata; Actinopteri; Syngnathiformes; Syngnathidae
Product: granzyme B(G,H)-like
Exons: 5
Coding region: 1647-2540 (297 amino acids)
Biological process (GO): proteolysis
Molecular function (GO): serine-type endopeptidase activity
Source: RefSeq, a predicted model, not a curated record
AUGACUACCAACAAAAAUUUGCAGCAUAAUGUAGGGCCCAGUGUGAGAAAGCUGGGUCUCCCUCAGAGGUCAUGGGUCAUCCAGCAGGACAAUGACCCAAAACACACUUCAGAAAGCACUAGAAAAUGGUUUGAGAGAAAGCACUGGAGACUUCUAAAGUGGCCAGCAAUGAGUCCAGACCUGAAUCCCAUUGAACACAUGUGGAGAGAUCUGAAAAUGACACUCUGGAGAAGGCACCCUUCAAAUCUCAGAGACCCGGAGCAGUUGGCCAUAGAAGAAUGGUCUAAAACUCCAGCAGAGCAUUGUAAUAAACUCAUUGAUGGAUACCGAAGCGGUUGUUCACAGUUAUUUUAUCUAAAGGUUGUGCUACCAAGCAUUAGGCUGAGGGUGCCAAUACUUUUGUCUGGCCAAUUUUUGGAGUUUUGUGUAAAAUGAUUUUUUUUUUUUUUUUUCUCUUUUGUGUUUUUUCAUUGCAAGCACAAUAAAUGAAGAUAUAACUACCAAAACAUUUGUGAUUGCAAGGCUGAGUAAUCAUCAUACACGAAAUGUAACUCAUAGCGUUAGCAUUCGUGUUAGAAUUAGGCUAAUGCUAAUGGUGAGCGUCCUCUUAAACUCUCGGACAACUUUCUUUACAUACAGUUCGUGGCGUCAAGGUGUGUAUAAUUAAUUUAAAAUAAUGUACUGUUAUUCUGCUGAGUGUACAGGGUGACCCCAAAAAAAGUUUACACUGCUAUAAUACAACUUAAAUGCCAUGUUUAUUCAGCUUAGAAUUAGAAUUUAAUCACAAAUUAUACAUUAUUGUAAAGAACAUGUACAGUACACUCUAUUUUUCAAUGUGUCCUCCCUUAAGUGUCACAACAGCCUCCAGGCGCCUGCGGAAGGCUUCUUUAUGUAGGAUGCUGUCAUCUUUUCCCAAGAUCUAACAAUGGACCUCUCCAAGGCUGCCACAGAAGUUUGUGGCUUCUUACAGGCACUGUCCUCCAUAGUUGCCCAUAUGCUAUAAUCCAGGGGAUUGAGAUCUGGACUCUGGGGUGGCCACAUAUCACCUUGUCAAUCAACUUUUUGGUCCGCACAGAUCUUCACUUCCAGACCCAGGUUUUCUUGAGGCUGUUCCAGUAUCUUUCAGCUUCUUUUUAACUUUGUAGACUGCACAUCUGGAUAUUCUCAGAUUUGCUGCAAUCUCAGUAUGUGUCAGACCGGCACGCAGCAAUUCAGGUACAGCUAAAGUUUUCUUCAUUUUCAGCAGAAGCACAGGAAUUGUAGAGACGAGCGAUUACCAGCUGCAUUGAGUGACCUUAACGAAUCACUUAAGUAUGACAACCUAUUUAGAUAUGUUUCAAUGGCUUUUAAACAAGCAGUCAACUGAGUGUAAACUUUUUUUUGGGUCACCGUGUAUAUUGCCACCGGGCUGGCGUUGUCCUUGUAGACGCUACAAUAUGUGCUGAUCUUUCAAUGUUCAUUCAGAAUAGUUGGAAACCUUUAUUUAUUCAUUUUUGGAGUAAAAUUUUUAAUUUUAGUUUUUAUCAACAAAAACUUGAUAAACACAUUUUUAGAUGACUAAAAUACAGUAUGUCUAAGACUAAUAAGUACUAUUGUCCAAAAGGCCAAGACUGAGACGAAAAUGGAAAGUGUUGCCAAAAACAACAAUGAUGCACACAAAAAAAAGUGUCACCUCCACCUCUGUCAGCACCUCCUAUCAAUUUCCUGUAUGUAUGUAUUGCUUUCGAAAUGACUUUGACAUCAGCAAGUGUUCAACCUGCACAACUGUAAUGAUGUAUGUCUUCGGCACCCUAUUUGCCAUUCAGCUGCUCUCUGGGUUUUCAGAGGCAACAGGGAGCAGCAUAGUGGGUGGUAAGGUUGCAAAGGCUCACUCCAAACCCUACAUGGCAUCACUGCACGUCAAUGGAGGCCACACAUGCGGCGGCAUACUAAUCCGCGAGGACUUUGUUCUCACUGCGGCCCAUUGCAAAAAUGAGUCAAUAGAGAAAAUGACAGUUAUACUUGGAGCGCACAACAUAAGCAAGCACGAGAAAAGCCAGCAACGGAUCCACGUGGCAGAGUUCUAUCUUCAUCCACGCUACACCCCUGGAGGGUACACCAAUGACAUUAUGCUACUUAAGUUGGAACGUAAGGCCACGCUGAACAGAAACGUCCAAUUUAUUGUUCUACCAAAGAAGAAUGGGAAAAUUCCGGCCCAAACGAAAUGUGUCGUUGCUGGCUGGGGCCAAACUGAGAAAGUGCCCACUUCUGAUGUACUGAAGGAGACCACCGAGAAGAUACAGUUCAAUUUUGAGUGCAAAAAUAUUUGGCAGGAAAUAUUUCAUUCAGAUCACAUGAUAUGCACCAGGCCCGACAAGAAAGGAGGGGUUUGUUGGGGAGAUUCCGGGGGUCCGUUAAUCUGCAACACUACGGUUCAAGGACUAGUGGCCUUUGUCUACCAAGAUGACUGCAGUAAUCGCACGAUUCCGCACGUCUUCACCAAAGUUCACCCCUUCCUUCCUUGGAUUAAGGAAGUGAUGCAAAGGAAGGUUGUGGUGUAAGCACAUUGCAAAAUUUCUUUACUUGCUAAACGCUUAUUAGAUGGCAAAUUUCCAUACACUGCUGGCCAAAAGUAUUAGCACCCCUGCAAUUCUGUCAUAUAAUGCUUAAUUUCUCCCAGAAAAUUAUUGCAAUUACAAUGCUUUGGUAGUAAUAUCUUCAUUUAUUUCACUUGCAAUGAGAAAAAACAAAAGACAGUGGAAAAAAACCAAAUAAUUAUCGUUUUACACAAAACUCAAAAUGGGCCAGACAAAGGUAUUGGCACCCUCAGCCUAAUACUUGGUAGCACAACCUUUAGACAAAAUAACUUCGAACAACCGCUUCCGGUAUCCAUCAAUGAGUUUCUUACAAUGUUCUGCUGGAAUUUUAUACCAUUCUUCUUUGGCCAACUGCUCCAGGUCUCUGAGAUUUGAAGGGUGCCUUCUCCAAACUGCCAUUUUCAGAUCUCUCCACAGGUGUUCUAUGGGAUACAAGUCUGGACUUAUUGCUGUCCACUUUAGAAAGUCUCCAGUCCUUUCUCUCAAACCAUUUUCUAGUGCUUUUUGAAGUGUGUUUUGGGUCAUUGUCCUGCUGGAAGACCCAUGACCUCUGAGGGAGACCCAGCUUUCUCACACUGGGCCCUACAUAAUGCUGCACAAUUUGUUGGUAGUGUUCAGACUUCAUAAUGCCAUGCACACGGUCAAGCAGUCCAGUGCCAGAGCUAGCAAAGCAACCCCAAAACAUCAGGGAACCUCCGCCCUGUUUGACUGUGUUCUUUUCUUUGAAGGCCUUGUUUUUUUCCCCAGUAAAUGUUGAUGCCUCUUCCAAAAAAGCUCUACUUUUGUCUCAUCUGACCAGAGAACAUUCUUCCAAAACGUUUUUGGCUUUCUCAGAUAAGCUUUGGCAAACUCAAGCCUGGCUUUUUUAUGUCUCUGGGUCAGAAGUGGGGUCUUUCUGGGUUUCCUACCAUAGAGUCCCUAUUCAUUCAGACUCUGACGAAUAGUAAGGGUUGACACUGUUGUACCCUCAGACUGCAGGACAGCAUGAACUUGUUUGGAUGUUAGUCGAGGUUCUUAAUCCACCAGCCGCACAAUCUUUCGUUGAAAUCUCGUCAAUUUUUCUUUUCCUUCCACAUCUAGGGAGGUUAGCCACAGUGCCAUGGGCUUUACAUUUAUUGAUGACACUGCGCACGGUAGACAUAGGAACAUUCAGGUCUUUAGAGAUGGACUUGUAGCCUUGAGAUUGCCCAUGCUUCCUCACAAUUUUGCUUCUCAAGUCCUCAGACAGUUUUUUGGUCUUCUUUCUUUUCUCCAUGCUCAAUGUGGUAAACACAAGGACACAGGAGAGAGGUUGAGUCAACUUUAUUCCAUUUUAAAUGGCUGCAAGUGUGAUUUAGUUAUUGGCACCACCUGUUAUGUCCCACAAGUAAGUAACAGGUGCUGUCAAUUACACAAAUUAGAGAAGUGUUACAUGAUUUUUCAAAGGGUGCCAAUACAUUUGUCCAGCCCAUUUUUGGAGUUUUGUGUAAAAUUAUAAUGAUUUAAUUUUUUUCCCAUUCUCUUUUGUGUUUUUUCAUUACAAGAAAAAAAUGAAGCUAUUACUAACAAAGCAUUUGUAAUUGUAAUCAUUUUCUGGAAGAAAGUGAGCAUUAUCAGACAGAAUUGCAGGGGUGCCAAUACUUUUGGUCAGCUGUGUAGUUGUUCUCAGUUUCUAGAGAAGUAGGUGCCGUUCAUUCAGAAACAAAACCAAUAACUAUAGGAAAAAGUGUUCUUUAUUGAUUUUAGCAUGAGACAAAUACACAACAUAAAUAAUUAAACACAUGAUGACUGUCAUGUACGUUUGGAUUUAUAAUAUGAAUAAAAAAAUAGAUGUAUCCAUCUUGUAGCUUCUUUAUUUUUUUAUCACAAGGUAAUGUGCAUAUUUGACUGGUUUAAACAUAAAAUCAUAAUUGAAAAUGAUUAAUGAUACUGUAAAUGUAUUUGUCCAUGGAAUAAAAGAAAGUAAAACUGGUUGAAGGGACAGAAAGUUGUGUGACAAAACUGCUUUUGUUAACGUUUAACCACAGACCGCACUGUCAGUCAUAGUGCAAAGUCUUAAAGUUGAAUCGCUUUCGGUCCGUGAAGCCUGUCAUCUGCACACACACAACGCAUGUCUUUAUGCUUUAAGACUUGAGUACAUUUUAAAACAUUCUGAACAAUAUUUAAAUACUAUAGGAGCGCAGUGUGGAUUUUAAAUUUUACAAACGAAAUUCGUUAAAAUCAGAACUCACCUGACUUGGAUCUCUUGUGAAAUAUCUUUUUUCAAUCACCUGUUUGAAGAUACGGCUCAUGUUUUUAUCACAUCACAGUAUAGCUUCAUGGCAUAUACAUUAUGUUAACCCAAUAUCGUAUAUCAAGUGCAGUCAAUGGCUUCGAAAGAUGCCAGUCCUCCCAGUUUAAAUGGAAUAAAUAAAUAAAUAAACAAACUUUAGAGUGCUAUAUUUCCAGAGUGCAUACUGGUAUUAUUAUUUUUUAAAUUGUAUUUUUUUUAACUGAACAUUUUAUGACUAAAUAUUAUUAUUAAUUCAUGAAAAAAGAUUGAUAAUAAUUUGGAAAAAAAAAAAGUCAAGUUAUAUUCGAGACCUGGUGUCCACAUGUUGACACCACAAUUUAAUUCAUGUAGGGCGCACCCAUAGGCGGAGAUUGAUUGGGUGGUUGCAGUGCGCUACCUGGUGGCCGAAAAUGUCAUUGCAUGUAAUUGAUGAAUUUCAAGGGGGAAGUUGAGAAUUUUUGACAUAAGGGCUAUAUAAAGCUUACUCUUCGAGUUAGUGGGGGUUUAAUUAGUCAGUGGAGUUGAUUUAUACAAAUUCUGUGUAGUUUGCUAGUUAUUUGUUAGUCUCAGGGUCCCAGAGUGGCUAAGCUAGUGUGAGUCAAUGGUGCCUGCUUUGCAUAGCAAAAAAACAAAACAGAAAAAAAACGUAUGCAAACAUGAGAAUCACCAAUGACCCAUGCAAUCAAUAGUGUUGGCUAUGGUUCCAGGAUAACAUUACUAAAACUGACCAUUGCAUGUCAAUAAUUGUAGUAUGAACAGUAACUUUUGUAAUACAGCAGCUCUGCAGGGAACAGGUUGUCUAGGCAAGCAGGGCGGAGUGAUAUCACAUUGGUUUUUUCAACGCCGUUUAAUCUGUGGGAACGAAAGGGCCACCCCAGCAGACCGAGCAUGAGUGGCCGAAGCACUCCUUUCUAUUGUAGUCGCAUUACGCAUCUAAAAAAAAAAAAAAAAAUAGUCCAGCAGAAUGAAAUGAAAUACGGCAGUUUGGUGCGACAUUGUUUUGGUCAUAUGGGUAUUUCAAACAGUGAUCUGCAUUUUGAAUUUAUUUGACUAUGUUAGAUCUGUUAAUAUCAUUUUUUUUAUUGGCAUGCUAAGCAGACAUCAGUGUUGUUUUCGUCAAUAACGACUAUAACGAAAAUAUUUUGUCGAAGAACAAUUUUUUCAUGACGAUAACGAGAUCAUUACGAGCUAAAAACGUGUCUUGGGAGACUAAAACAUAACGACACAAAUGCCAGUUUUCGUCUGAUGUGACGAGAACAAGACGAAAAUGCGCUAUAGUUUCUGUCACAUAAUCACAAUGUGUAGUUAGCCUGCAGUGUCUGGUUGUGUCACUCAUGUGACGUGCUGUGCCCCCCGAAAACUCCACCGCUAGUGUACUCUCCAGUCUCCCAAUGCUUGUUUUA